GGCAAGUUGUUCUUGUCGCUGUCAAAGUAACUGUCAAUCGUCGUGCUGUGUGAACUUUCAAGCAAGUUUGGUGGUUGUUUGUACCUACCGAAGCUAAGUUUGUUUAUUGUUAUCAAUCAAAAGUUUCCAUUUAUUUUGAACGUCGACAACUCAAAUCAACGGCAACAUGAGUUCGGAGCUUCAGGAAACCACAAGAGUUACGAGAAAAUCUCUCAAAACGCUUCAACAUACGGCCUCGGAUAGAGAAAAUUUAGUGGGUAGGCCAUCAAAAAGUUUGAAGCAUCAACUCAGCCAGGAGUCACCCAUUGAUAUUGAGGUUAAAAGGAAGAAUUUGUCAACCAAAGAAACUCAAGCCAAUCUUGAUGGAAAGGUCACGGUUGAAGAUCUUACUAAUCCAGAGGGAGCAUCGGAAAAGUAUUGGGAAAUCUUAGCUGGGAAACGCCAGGUUGCUUUACAAGAUGCUCUUGAAGAAAACGAAAAGCUCCGCAAAAUUAUUGAAGAUCUCAAAGAAGAAAAUGUUCUGUUCAAACAGAUGUUGGAUGAAGCAAACAGUUUUGUUGAAGUUAUUAAGGAGGAGCUUGCAAAUAGCAGCAACAAUGACACUGGUAUAGAUGUGAAUGAUGUCAGCACUGCAGAUGAAACAACUGAUGAAGUCACUGAAAACAAUACCGAGACUGAAAAGCAAGACUAAGUUAUAUUAUAGUGUUGGGUCAGUCACAUUAUUACUAUGCACUUUCUGACCUUACAUUAUAAAUUUAUGUGGAUCAUCCUUAAGUAUAAAAAAACAUUUCAUUACAAUGGCCAAGUGCUGGCCCAAAAAACUUAAGUCCUAGUAGAAACUACUUUAGAUAUAAUUUUUAGAGUUAUGUGAGAUUCAAACUCAUACCAAAUGCUUUUCUUACCUCUUAUGAUUAACUUGUAGGUAUAUGUGGCUUCAUUUUGGCCACCACCUAAUGUGAACAGUUUAAGAUUGUAAGCUUACAAAUGUUCAAGGAUAAGGUAGCUUUGUUUGAUGUAGAGUAUUCCCCCAAAGUUAGCUAUUUUUUUUUU
Trichoplusia ni (cabbage looper) is the source of this 1050-nucleotide messenger RNA. It is a transcript of the gene geminin, whose product is annotated as geminin. NCBI's taxonomy places the organism in Eukaryota, Metazoa, Arthropoda, Insecta, Lepidoptera, Noctuidae. Bases 167 to 691 code for a protein of 174 amino acids. Gene Ontology annotation, biological process: regulation of DNA replication. The transcript has 5 exons. The record is from RefSeq and is a predicted model, not a curated record.